ACCAAGAUGGCUGCACACUCAGGAGGAGUAGAUUGGGCUGCCGUUUUAAAACCCUUUUUAACCAGUUCAAGUGAAAAUGCGAACAAAAACGAUACGCUCAAUUUGGUGAAAACCAUCAUUCAAAAUGAAAGCGAAAUAUUGGAUCACGAUGACUGCCAUAAGCAGUUUUUCGACAGUUUUGUGGUGCUGGCAGCUGAAAAUAUCACCAAUCAGGUUACUUCACUGUCCCAGACCCAGCUGCCACAGUUUGCGGAGGCAGCUACAAUCCUUAUGCGAUACAUUUUGCACCAUUUGGAUGUCCAGGCACCUAGCAAACCAAACAUUUUGCUUAUGGCACUCAAGGUCCUUUGUGAGGGACGUAAAGAGUCGGAACAUACAGUGGGAUGUUCUUCAGCUUCAUCCAUCAUUUCUGCUAGCGGUAUGAAGUACAUCAAGUACCCUGAAGCUCACAGCAAAUCAUCCUCGGUUGGUGGUGGCAGUAGUUCUUCCGGGGUUGGUGGUGUCGGUGGAGGUGGAAGCGGUACUGAAAAAGACAGCCCGAAAAGUGAAAUGAAGCGUUCGCGCUCAGAUCUUUCGACUGUGAUUCUACAACAACUGAUCACUCCUCUCGGAGCAGGCGUUUUUACGUUUGCGACGCUGAGCGAAGAACAAAUCGAUUGUACGGAUUUAUUCAUCAAAUCAAACAUUCAAUAUUUGCAAGGUAUAAACGGUGGAGAUACUUUGUUCAAAUGGUGUACUGAUUCACUGACAACACUAGCAAAAUAUCGCACCAAAUACGAGGAAUGUACCGUACAGGGUAAACCUUUGUAUCUCCCUAUUACGACAACCGAAGCUACCGCCAUUAAGACCAAUCUUUCCCAAAUCGAAUCAGACAUUUCAAACUUACUGCUUGCGGUAUCUUUGCCAGUGCUUGAACCACUGACCCCUAACAAGAUCUCGUUUUUGUCCCAGUGCGCUAUGUCCGCACUGUAUUGCGCGGUGUUGACCUCUACGGCCACCAGCGUUUUACUGAUGGCUGCCAGUGGAUCGCAAAAGAGUGCUUCUUCAACGCAACUUCAGCAGAAAGAACAGCAAACUACUGGGACACAGUCGCAGAAGGAAAGCGACGAGGAAGAAGAUUAUACCAGAAUUGUAGUCGACCGUGGUUUGGAAAUAUUUACCAAAAUUGGUACCAUCUUGAAAAGUUCCACCCGAACUCAUAUUUAUCAGAACCACGUCUGUAUGGGAGCCUGGUUGUUGAUUUCAGGUAUCCAGGGAACAAUGGGUGCUUCUAGUAACCCAGGCGGAGGAAAUGUUCAGCAAGCAGCUACCGUGAAAGCUUCCGAGGAAAGUUUAAAGGGAAGAAGCCCGUUGAAAACUUUGGAUGUUCCACAAAUGGCUUCAGCUGUUCCAACUCCCGCUUUGAGAGUAAACCUCUUCAAAGUUCAACAAGGAUUUGGUGUUCUCAAUGCCGCCGUUGCACGUCACAGCAUUUCACUUUUGACGGAACUGAUUGAUGAUUUGAAAAUAGAUUCUCGUUCCGAUGAUGACGAGUAUAGCAGCAUCGAAUCAGCUGGAUUCGAUAUUCUCGGACAGUAUUCUUCCAUCCAACGGGUGGUUCGCGUACUGAACAGCGCAACUCUGCAACAAUUGAUGACCUUUUUAGCAACGGUGUCCUACCGUAAGGCUUGCACCUUACGUAGAAUCAACACCAAGAGCACCAACGAAGGCGAACCCAUGAGUUAUAGCGAUUCUACAACUUACUACAAUGAUACUUUCUCCUGUUCAGAAGAAAGCGAACCAGAAGAAGAAGAUAGCGAUAGCUAUCUUGGGCUAUGGUUCAAAGAAACGUUAUCGCCGGAGGCAAACGAAGAUUUAGCAGAAACACAGGAGCAGGAGAAAAAAGAUGAAAAGCGGCAUGGCAGCAACCUAGUUUCAGCGAAGGAUGAACCCCAUGAAUAUCUAAAUUUAAGCUCGCUGAUUUUCAACUUUUUCGACGUUUCCCUCGGAGGUCAACACAUUUAUUUGAAUCGUUACGUACGCACAGGUCUAAGCGAGCAACAAAUGGUUCUGUUGGCAAACAUCCUUAGAGACCUGGAUCGCGACUCGGCCCGCGGAGACCCUGACAAUUCUGGAUGCCUUCAGUGGCAGAAUGCGAUGGUGAAAUUUUCCGGCUCUGUCGGUCGCUAUCUGCACAAUUUGAUCUCUAACUCUCUAUUGAACGAAUCACUGCAAUCGGCACUUCUGCUCCAUUUGGGAGUUUCUCCCUGGACACAGGACUCUAUUAUUUGGCCAUUGCAAGUGUACUCGCGUACGUUAGCUGUGCUUGUACAAAUUUUGUUGCUGAAACCAUCACAGGAAAAAGAAGCAGCUUGUCUAUCAGUUUGGCACCGGUUGGUGAAUACAUUGGUCGAAGGUGUGUGCUCCAACCAAACCAUUCCAAGUGAAUCGGAAAUCGAGGACCUAAAUGUCGAGCAUGCUCAAUUGCUACUAUUUCUGUUCCACUCACUGAACUUGAUGCAGAAAAAAUCCAUUCUUCUAUUAACUGCGGGCGGAGUGAUUCGCUGUUCAGAAGUAUGCCGUUCUGUUACGCCGGAGAAACCACUGCGCGAUCACCAAAUUAUGCUGCUAUCGAGAUUGCUCCUAUUUCUAGAAUAUCUCAUGAAGCAUCUAUACAAUCCACCCAAUGUUCUGCUGGAGCAAGUUCGCUGGAAUCUCUUCAGUGUGUUUACUUUGGAUUCGGAUCAAAAAAUUUCCGAUCUUAUUAACUACAAAACUAAAAUGAUGUCGUUCUGUCGUAAAGAUAUUGAAGACAAGCAUCGAAAACUUGCAAACGAAUACAGUGUCGGAGGGGUAAAACCAAAAUUCUACUCCCUUACCACGGUGGACUCUAAGAUUCAACAAGAGUUCAAACUGGACGGCCUUGCAUGGAAUUUCAUUCUUUGCACUCCGGACAAGCUUAAGUAUCCGUGGUUGAUUGAUGCACUAAUUGACAUCCUAAGUAUUACGGACAUGUGUCUGGCCAAGAUUCCUUUCCAGACGCUAUGUGCAGUGCACUACUGUUUUAGUCUAUGCUGGAAACUGUUACUGGGUCUACCUCCUUCAACCCAACAUGUGGAGGCACUCAUGCAGGAAAAGGUUCCCAAUCUGCACUCGCUGUUGUGGUCGAUCAGGUGCCUACAUCCCAUUACUCACUCGCACUAUCUCAUUGUGAAUAGUUUGGUAAAACAGGGUAUGUACACUCAAUCGGCGGAGGCACUGUGGAAUCGCCUUACUGAUCACGUUUCCGACGUCAAAUACAGUCUCAAGCUUACAAUUCAAGGUCUAGAGUCGUUCGCUACUAGCUUCAUAGCGGAUCAACCGCGUUUGUCAAAGAUAAUACUUUUGGACAGUUUGGUUUCGCAUCUGUAUGCAAUCUGCUGGGCAGAGAAAGAAGGUGUUAACACCAAGACUAAGUCGACCAAUACUAGCAGCAGUUCUUCGAGCACCAGUAGCAGCAGCUCAACUAGCAGCAAUAGUAGCUCAACUUCAACCUGUUCUAGCGGAAGUGAAUCCAGUGUUGGACCCUCUGCUACCGGUGGAGCUCAAUCUCAACAGCCUAACGUAACAACUGGAGUUGCGCCCAGUGCCGAUAUCUCUUCAACCACGGGUACCGCACUAGAAUCUACCAAAAUGGCUUCAAGAAAUGAUCUAACUAAAGCACUUAUGUCAAAGCUGAUGGAGGUGUUGGAAAUUGUAAAAGAUGCAACCUAUAAGACGAUGUUUCUUAACUUAAGCGGGCAAGUUCCUGCCUCGCUAAUCGAGCCACUCAUCGCGAUUUGCGGUUCUAAAAAUACUAUUUGUCAGGAUUUAUCUACACAGUUGAUAGCGCUGAUCACCGGACAGGAUAAGGAUGUCAUUUCCGUAGAAUGGCGUAAGAACUUAUCAAUUUCAAGUGAAGAAAGUUUCACUAGCGGCUCUUUUCCUGUGGAAGUGCACACUUUAACCGUUAUCGAUGGUCACUUGAUAGAAACUUCUAAACAUCUUACAUACUCAAUUCUGCUCUCCCUAAAACAUACUCUAAAAUCGUGUAUUAAUCUUAUCAGCUACAUGCUCCCAAAUUACGAUGAUAAACAGUUAGACGACAAACUAAAGGAAAUUUUAGUACCAAUGGUUUUCGAUUUACGCUCAGAAUACAUAUACGACGUUGUUAACAAAUGCUUGGAGUCCCUUCUGGGAGGCGAUUCAAGCUCGGAAACCUACCAGCUAUUGGCGUAUUCCAACAUUCUUCAACACAGCUACCAAUUCUUGAUUCAGUACACCGAACUGUCCGCCCAGGGGCAAGCGAUCAACAUCGAAGAAACGGUACUUCAUAACAUCAUCAAAUACUGGGAAACUAUGCUUGACAAAACAAUCGGUUUGAAGGCGAUGCGAGAAUUUUUCUACGGAUCCAGAAAAGGAAAUUUGGUCCAAGUAUUACUAUCGUUCACUGGUACUGGUCUAUCGCAGAAAUACGCCACCAAAGUGUUGCAAUUCUUCGAAAAACUCUUCGCCGCUUCGGAAAAACUGGAUGCUCAGUUUGACGAAGAAGAAGUCGGUAGCUGCAUCGGUGAGUUGGCCAAUGCAGACGCAUCCAAGUUGAAAAGCUGGCUCAGCCACAUUCUUCUUGGACCACGUGGAGUAAGUUUGAAUACCGGUGGCUCCAAUGCUUCUAGCAAUGUCCCUACACCCACGAACAUGGCAACAGUUUCAGCUAUUCCCAGUAUUACCGAUCAGUUAGCGGUCUCCGGUAUAUCUGACAAUAAUACCGGCAAUAACGCUUCCGUUGGCGCCGAAGCGGAUCCGAUGGAUGUCGAUUACGAGUGCUUACCGUGGAACAGAGAAACCAGUCGUACCGGUAACGAUACCGUGGAUGAAGCGCUCGAAAAGAAUGGAAAAUUACUGCAAACUUUGGUUAAAUACAUUGUAACCGAGAACCGUAUUCCGGCGAGCGUUUCGGAAGCUCUCUUCCAGGCUUUGAUUCAAAUCGGACACAAUCUGCUUUGCCCAGCACAGGAGGCAAUCGAAUUUGCUGAUCUCUUGCAAGUCAUGAUCACUUUAGCUGAUGCCGGCAAGGGACGCGGACACGCGGUUCUGUUUACUGCUGCCAUCGAUUGGUUGGAGAUAUCGAAAAAUCAAGUUCUGGAAUCUAAGGUAAACAAGAACGGUCCAAAAGCGGCUGUUCAAUUGGAAAAUGUUACCGCUAUAUUAAAAUAUAUGAGUGACCUGCUUCUUGGUUUGGGAGCAUCCGGCAGUCGUGCCAUACAUCCUCCGUGGGAGGAAGAAACUCCGCUUGAGGCGGAAGAUAUUUUGGAUGAUUUAGGAGGCGACGACGAGGAUAGUGCCGUUGAAGAUUCCGAUGAGGACAGUCUCAGUAACAAAUUGUGUACUUUCUCGAUAACCCAAAAAGACUUCAUGAAUCAACACUGGUAUUACUGUCACACUUGCAAAAUGGUAGAUGGUGUGGGUGUUUGCUCCGUUUGUGCACGUGUGUGCCAUAAAAAUCACGACAUUAGUUAUGCUAAAUAUGGAAACUUUUUCUGUGACUGCGGUGCGAAGGAGGACGGCUCAUGCCAAGCUUUAUCUCGUCGCAGUAAUUCGGGUCAUGCAGAUGACUCCAUACUGGGAUCAGCGUUGCCACGAUCCUCCGAAGCGGACUCUGUUUUACUGACCAGCUCACUUCGCCGCCGAGCAUCAAGUCCAACAAAUCAAACAAACGCAUCUGGAACAGGUCAGAUGUCGGAAAAGGAACAACUGUUAGCUAAAAUUAUCGAGAGCUCCAGAGAUGCCCUAGGUAAUCCGGAGCAAUGGAAGACCGUGGUUCGUUGCAUUUUGUCAUUCUUCGGAUUGCUGUUGCCCUCCGUAAAAGAGCAUUGUGCCAAAUAUUCCACCGUCGGUUGUCACCUGCGUGCACGCAAUGCUCUAGAACGUCUGCAUCAAGCGGAAAAAUCGUACUCAUUCAGCGAUCAAAUCAUGGUCGCUACACUGGGAUCUCAAGAAGGUGCAUUCGAAAAUGUACGCAUGAAUUUUUCUGGAGAGCAAGGUCAAACAAUAAAACAGUUGCUUUCGUCGAACCUGGUCCGUCGCGUUGCGUUGUGCUGUUUAGCAUCGCCCCACGGCAAGCGUCAACAGCUAGCCGUUUCCCACGAAAAAGGCAAAGUAACUAUCCUCCAAUUGUCCGCUCUGCUUAAACAAGCUGACGCAGCGAAGAAGAAGCUUACAUUGACCAGACUGGCCUCGGCACCUAUUCCUUGUACAGUACUUUCACUCGCGUCAAAUCCAGCGAACGAAGAUUUUCUAGCAGUGUGUGGAUUGAAGGAAUGUCAUAUUCUCACUUUCACCAGUACUGGGGCAACAAAUGAGCACAUCAUACUUACGCCACAGCUGGAAACUGGAAACUUUAUCAAACGAGCAAUUUGGUUGCCGUGCUCGCAAACGAAGUUGGCUCUUGUAACUGCUGAUUUUGUCAAGAUUUACGACCUCGCCGAAGACAGUUAUAGCCCACAGUACUAUUUCCUCGUUCCAAGUGGCAAAAUUCGCGAUUGUACAUUCGUCUACCAAGAAGACAUCUACCACAUGCUGAUCAUGUCCUCACAUGGCUACAUAUACACUCAACCCUUGAUAGAUGAAAGUUUGGCCAAACAUGGUCCAUUUUAUGUAACCAAUACUCUGAUGCUGGAUCACCCAUCGAUCACCGAUGAUAACGGCCAAAUACUGGCCGGUGGAGUUUCUAUUUACUACUCUCAUGUGCUACAGAUGUUGUUCUUCAGUUAUGUUGCAGGUCGCAACUUUAUGGCACCAUUGACAAACGUGUAUCAAGGAGUCAAAUGUGUCAUCAAUUUGAUCUCCAAUCCGGCAUCCAAAGUAUUCUCUAAAUCGACAACUCAGCCUCUUUGUCAAUGGACCGAAAUUCCUGGCCACCCUGGACUUAUUUGCGCGAUGAUGCAAAAUCUAAAUAAUCCUGUAAUAUUUAUGAUAAAGCCCGACGGCUACGUAGCCCAGGAAAUAAAAGCUCAGAACGCAAAGGCUAAAAUAAUGGAUAUGGUCGCCAUACGUCACUCGGUUUCCGGUGUUGAAAAGACAACGCUGAUUCUACUUUGUGAAGACGGUAGCUUGCGAAUCUAUGCCGCUCAUCCGGAGAAUACUGGUUAUUGGUUGUCGCCAGAAAUUCAACCCAUUGGAAAUCAGUUCCAAACGGGGGUCUAUUCGAAGUCACGCAAAUCGAAGAAAUCGAGCAAACAAGCUAGCGGUGGUCAGCAGAGUGGAAAGAGUGGUUCAGGUUCGACUCCAAAUUUCCCGAUAGAUUUCUUCGAGCACUGCACUUUGAUGAACGAAGUCGAGUACGGAGGAAAUGAUCUGUUGCAAAUUUAUAAUACCCAACAUUUGAAGCACCGGUUAAAUUCCACAGGAUUAUACGUUACAUCAACAAGAGCGAAUGGCUUUACGUUAGAUGUUAAUAACAGUGAUCCCAACAUGGUUAUGACAGGAGUACGUGUAUCAAUCGGCUCUCAGGAUGUAAGCAAGGCCCCACAAAAUGUGACUAUACUAGGAAGAAUUAUACCAACCGUUGCUACCCGGGCCCGUUGGUUCGAUAUUCCUUUAACUCGAGAAGAAAGUCUACAGAGUGACAAAAAAUUAAGCAUCCUAUUUGGACCGUCUCAAGACGCUGAAAAUAUAACUAUUCUGGACAGUAUUAAAAUCUAUGGCAAAACGAAGGACGUUUUUGGUUGGCCAGAAGAAUCGGAAGAUGUCGGCUCGUCGUCUCAGAUGAAUUCUAUUGCGCAGGCACCGGGCCAGAUGACUAACUCAUUGAAUGGUGCCGAAAACGGAGAUGGCAGCGGAGGCUCCGGAAUGACGGUUACACCGCUUGACAAGAUGGUUUCCACAAUGCUACAAGUAUUGGACAGUGGUGUGUCGCUACUCGGAGGACCUAAUAACGAAGAGUCGUGCAGACAAACCGCUGUAGAUGUGGCCACUUCAUUGAUACUGUAUCCUACCACCAAUCAAGUUCAACAAGACGCUCGAAACUUACUAAUCGCCUGUCAUCCCACCAAGGCGGCAUAUCAUGCGUACAAGGAUAAGGAAGUGCUAGCGGACAUCAAUGAACAGCUGCAGAAAAUGACCGAUGCGCGUGAUUAUAGGAACAUUGAUCCGGAAGCGUUCUAUCGGGUAGUGCUCAUGACUCGAGGAAUUGCCAUUCAGCGACCGCAAGCGUUAACCAAGAUCUGCUCGGAGAACAAUUUCCCAAUUUUACAGCAGCUGAUGCAAUUGAUGAAAGAUUUAUACAAAAUAACACCAGCCUUCGAAGAACCACUGGCUAUCGUGAAACAAGGCUUAUCACAUGUUGAAGCUGUCGUCUACUCUUUGGUGGAGAUUAUCUACGCAUUUGCGUUGUCCGAAAGUGAUAUGAUUGGAUCGAUGACAAAGUUUUUCGUAGAGUUACUACUCGAUCCUGCUCCAAUAAUCAGUCACAGCGCCAAGCAAGCGAUGAUCCGUUUGCUCCGACCAAAAAUACGUCGCAGAAAGGUUUUGAUUGAAAGCCCCCCUGUAUGCUCUACUCCUACACCGUUGGCAACCGGUGGAACUGGUCCUGUGCCAUCAACAUCAUCACUUCCAUCUACUUCAUCGAUUGGAACGGGAGCAUCAGCGGGAGCAGUUGCCAGUGGAGGAUCAGCUGCAGGGGAAGAUUUUGCCGGUGCUAUGCAAGAGGUAGACGCAAUAGAAUCUCUUGGACUGGAACCUGCCGGUGGAAAUCAAGCGUUGGCCUCUUUGGAAGCCUUGCUCGGGGUUGGCUUUCCGCAUUUACUGGAAACUCCCGAUGCUGACGAUGAAACCAUUAUGGAGAUCGCAAUCGCUCUAAGUUUGCAGGAUAAUGAGACUGAUUUGGCUGCGCUGCAGCAGAGCAUUGCCCAGUAUCAAGGAAGAAAUCGAAAUCAAGCCCAAGGAUUACCAGCUGCAAUCGCAGGGGGAUCUUCGUUUAAUGUAGAAUCCAAUACAUCCGGUGGCGGAUCGGAUGAUGAUGAAAUUUCCAAUGUAGCUACCGAGGGAUCCACUCUAAGAACAUCCCCGGCAGGAGAGCAUGCAGGCAGUGGUAGUGGUGGAUCUGAAAGCGGUUGCAGUGGUGUGGAGAGUAUUGGCGGAACCUCUGGGCGUAGUUCUACCUACGAAGAACAGCCUAAUCCAUCCCCGCCUAGAACGUCAGGUGUUGAUCAAAUACCACCUCAACCGGUGGCUCCUCCAGAAACAGAGGAGACCGGUAGUGAAAAUGCCUGUAAAUUACACGUACUGAGGUACUCAAUCCUGAACAAAUUGGUUGACAACUUUGCUGCGUUGGAUAAUGUUAAUGGAUCGCAGUGUAUUCCCUUCAUGCAAACUAUUCUAAUGCUCACCUCAGAUUUGGACGGCAGUCAGGAGGCAGAUCAGCAAGUGAUGAAUCGGUUGCUUCAAGCGCUCAUCGAUCGACUAGAAAUUGCAUCUACCAAGAUCUAUGAGAUGUCGAACCGUAGCUCGAAAACCGAAGUCCAGUUGAUUAUUCUUCGUCUGGUUGGUGUACUGAUGGGUAAAGUGAAAUCGAAAUCUUCAUCCUCUUCUUCGGCUGCUGCUGGUACUUCAUCGUCGAUUAAUCAAGCAGUUCUCGAUAAUGCCACUUUCGUAGCUCAAGCUACUGCAAAUGCUUUAAUGAAGAACAAUGCUAUUCCAUACUGUUUAAUGAUAAUGGAGUCUUUCCUACCGCACUGGAAAAAUGUCGCUAACAGCGAAGAAUUGGUUACCGUUAGUAAUACGGCAAGUACAGCCACUGGACCUGUGAUUACAACACCAGGAGGAACUCCAACUAAUAACUUAUUGAAACCGACCCUAUACGGAUUAUCACCGGAUAUGCAACCAUUUUUUGCCCGUCAAUAUGUAAAGGGAUGCACAGACGUGUUCGAGCUCUAUCCACAGGUGCUAACCGAAAUGGCUGUCCGUUUACCGUAUCAAAUCCUCAAGCUAUCGUCUGGUCACCCAUCGUCGCACGAUUGGUAUCACUCACUGUGCGAGUACAUGACCAACACAUUGUGUGAGUACAUGAUGUACAUGCAAUCACCUGUGCUGCGCCGACAGGUACGUAAACUGUUGCUGUACAUCUGUGGAAACAAGGAGAAAUACCGCCAGUUACGAGAUCUGCACUCACUGGACACCCACAUGAAGGCUGUUAAAAAAUGUUGUGACGGACGUGCACUGCAAGUUCCUGCAGUUGGGUCUAAUACUAGCGCAAUUCUGAGCUAUGAUUCUCUCGUUGAUCUUACCGAACAUUUCCGUGCCUGUCAAGAGAUAGCCUCCAUUCGCACUGGCAAUUGGCAAAAGUUUUGCGUUAGAAACCCCGAUGUGUUGUCCUCGCUGCUAAACAUAAGUUGUGGUCAGUUGGAGGAAGGAGUUUCUUCAAUUAUACUACAACUGCUUCAGUCUGCUAUUUGCAAUACUCAAGGAAACAAGCAAGAUGCCACCAGUAGCGCAUCAACCAGUAUGAAAAUAUCCGUGAUCAAAGAUCGUAAAGAUCGUGACAAAUCAGAAGAAUCUGACACGGCUACUGAAUCGAAAUUCGAUCCGGCUCAAUGUGUAGCACUAGUAACGCAAAUCUUCAACCAAGUGUCACUGCAAACUUUGACCACAUUCAUACGCAGUUUUCUACUGGAAACAAACUCAACAGCAAUCCGGUGGCAAGCACACAGCUUGGUUUAUGCUUUCUACGAUAACAGUACCGAGUCAAACAAAGAACUUCUACUACAAUGUUUGUGGGGUUUAUGGCCUUUGUUACCUGCCUACGGUAAACGCACGGCACAAUUCGUUGAUCUACUUGGCUUCCUUACAUUGAACACUAAAUCGUUAAGCAACAAAUUGCCUGACUACACAGCCCAGGCCGUGUCCGUUCUCCGACAACAAAAUGAGCUACUAUCAAGACACCCGAACGCUCCAAUCUACACGGCACUUGGUCAUGUGCUAGAACUAGAAGGGUUCUAUCUGGAAUCGGAACCAUGUUUGGUAUGCAAUAACCCGGAAGUGCCCUAUUCCAACAUAAAACUAUCAACAAUUAAAGUCGACUCGAAGUUCACAACGACAACUACUAUCGUCAAAUUAGUACAGAGUCAUACCAUUUCGAAGAUCAUUCUACGCAUCGCUGAUCUGAAGCGUGCCAAAAUGGUGCGCACAAUUAACAUCUACUACAACAAUCGCACUGUACAGGCCGUGGUAGAGCUUAAAAAUAGACCCUCAAUGUGGCACAAAGCCCGCAGGGUCACAUUGCAGUCGGGCCAAACAGAUGUCAAAGUCGAUUUCUCGCUACCGAUAACCGCCUGCAAUUUAAUGAUUGAAUAUGCUGAUUUCUAUGAGACAGUCAGUGGUUCUAGCGAAAGCCUGCAGUGUCCGCGUUGUAGUGCUGUUGUCGCUGCUAGCCCCGGAGUAUGUGGCAACUGUGGCGAGAACGUAUUCCAGUGCCACAAGUGUCGUGCAAUCAACUACGACGAAAAAGAUCCCUUCCUGUGUCACUCGUGUGGAUUCUGUAAGUAUGCUAAGUUCGAUUACAGCAUUUUUGGCCGUGCCUGCUGUGCAGUAGAUCCGAUCGAGUCAGCAGAUGAUCGAACCAAAACUGUACAGACGAUUCAUGCUUCACUGGAAAAGGCUGAUCGCUCCUAUAAAACGCUGCAGAACAACAAACAGAUUCUCGAAUUGCUAGUUCAAAAGGUAGCCGAACACAAGCUGGAUCGCACGCUGGACGAAACACUGAUCGGGUCUGUUGUUGGGUCGUCCCAAGUUAAUAAGGUCAUCCAACUGUUGGCGCAAAAGUACUGUGUCGAAUCUAAGUCUACUUUUGAAGAGCUGAGUAAAAUUAUACAAAAGGUGCAGGCUUGUAGAAGGGAACUUGUUGCCUUUGAUCGUAGCCAAUCGGAUUCUCCUGGUGGCGGAACGCUGGCUUUGGCUUCCACCUCGGAGAGGACUGUUGCAAUGAAUAAGUGUUACGGAUGUGCUCUGGCAUCGACGGAGCAAUGCUUGACAUUGUUGCGUGCAAUGGCUUCAAACAUGCCGUGUCGAGUUGGUCUUUGCAAUCAAGGGCUGGUUCAAGAGCUCGCUCACAACAAUCUGCGCCGUGGAACCAAUCAAAUUCAGGAUGAAGUUCGUCAACUGUUGUGUUUACUAACGAGAGAUCUACCAGACGCUACCACUGAUCUUUGUCAGUUGCUGCAGGAUCGAGUCAAGAUGGCACUAAGUGGAACCGUCCCGCUAGCAAAUCUGGAUACUGCCGUUCGUCAUGAGAUGGCUUUGCUAGAAGCGAUGACUUCGCAGGACGAUUCAUGCUGGGAGCUGAAGCUUAAGACCGUUAUUGAGUUGUUCUUACAGGCCUCGAGAGAUGUCCGUGGUCCGGCAGUCGCUGUAAUACAGCCCUGUUUGCGUAUUGUACAAUCACUUAUGUGUCCACCGCUUCCAACCAGCAAAGCAAACAAGGAUCUUACAACACAAGAAUUGUGCACCGUUCAACCGAACGAAGGACUUACCGUUAGCUAUGAGAAAUGGAUCGCCGGAGAUCCACUGCAUUCGUUUGCUUCCUGGAAGGCCAGAAUGCCGCCGAUCACGGGAACCGCUACCCCUCGGGCAGAAGACAGUACUAUUCAGCUAGCGCAAACUGCCGCCGGUGGAGGGCCAAUUGGUCAGCCAACAACACCCAUCAGCACUUUCCGUUCGGCGCUAGAGCAGAAACGUAGUCAGUACAGAAACGCAUAUUUGUUUGAGAAGUAUGGAAAACGAUGGCGUCAGAAGGUACUUAGCAAGGGAGUCAAUGCGGUUCCACUGGAACUAACGGCAGCAUGGUUGCAACCUGUUUUAUUCAAUACAAAUUCUCGUUUGGGGCGACAGUUAACCUGCGCACUGGUAACAUCUUUAAGCAGGACUACGGAACGCAAACGGGAGAUCUUGGAUCUCUUGACUACCUUCCUAAAAUAUAUUGGUGAAAAUGGUGAAGCUAGCGGCGAGUUCAUCGCUCUCUAUAGAAUUUUAGCGGAUGAAACUCCGUGGCGUCAAUAUUUGGCAUUGAAAGGCGUCCUUUCAUUAAUAGCCGAUCUUCUGACAGUCGAAAUCGAGAAAAUACAUUGCUUGGAAGAAACAACACUCUCAUCGGACUUGGCACAGGGAUACGCCCUUAGACAGUUGGUAGAGCUAAUGGCCAUGUUCCUGGACAAUUCAUCCAUCAGAAAGGCGUUUAAGGGUAAACUGCUGGGAUCUGUUUUGCAAGGUUAUCUGAAUCUACGAAAGUUGGUUGUUCAACGAACUCGCCUCAUUGAUGAUGCACAGGAAAAGCUGCUAGAAAUGUUGGAGGAAAUGACAACUGGUACGGAAGAGGAGACCGCAGCUUUCAUGGCAGUUUGUAUCGAUACAGUGCGCAAAACUUCAACCUCCGAUGUAAAGACACCGGUGUUCAUGUUCGAGCGACUUUGUUCUAUUAUUCAUCCGGAGGAGAAUGACGUUGGCGAAUUUUUCCUGACACUGGAGAAAGACCCGCAGCAGGAAGAUUUCUUGCAAGGCCGGAUGCUCGGCAAUCCUUACCCAUCUAACGAAGCUGGCUUGGGUCCGCUGAUGAGAGAUGUUAAAAACAAAAUUUGUAUUGAUUGCGAGUUGGUUGCCCUGUUGGAUGAUGACAAUGGAAUGGAAUUAUUAGUGCACAAUAAAAUAAUAAGUUUGGAUCUGCCGGUUAAAGAAGUGUAUAAGAAGGUUUGGCUCCAAGAGGGUGGAGAGCGAGACGCAAUGAGAAUUGUCUAUCGUAUGCGAGGUCUGCUGGGAGAUGCAACAGAAGAAUUUAUCGAAACACUUAACGCCAAGAGUCAGGAAGAGGUAGACAAUGAGCAGCUCUAUCGCAUGGCGAAUGUUCUGGCGGAUUGUGACGGCUUGAAGGUGAUGCUCGAAAGAAUUGGCAGUCUGCAGAACGUGUCGAAAUCCAGAACUUUACUUCAAGUGCUGUUGAAGUUGUUCCUUUUGAGUGUCAAAGUGCGUCGCUGCCAGGAAGUAUUGUGCCAGCCAGAACUGGGAGCUAUUAAUACACUGCUCAGGGUUCUUCAGCUAUGCCUGCAAAGCGAAAACGAUGCUCAGCAAUCUGCGGUGACAGAAAAGCUGUUGGAGAUUAUGGAAACAAUUCUCUCUAAAGCGGCGUCGGACACUCUGGACUCUUUUCUGCAGUUUUCUCUUACCUUUGGUGGGCCAGAAUACGUGCAGGCAUUACUCUCGUGUACCAAUUGUGCAAACGUCCGCAACAGUCCAUCUGUUUUACGACAUCUAAUUCGUGUCCUGGCAGCUCUUGUUUAUGGUAACGAUAUUAAAAUGGCAUUACUGUGCGAGCACUUUAAAGAAGUAUUCGAUUUUAACAAAUUUGAUGCGGACCGUACCCCAGAGGAUGAAUUUAAAUUAGAAUUGUUCUGCGUUCUAACUACUGGUAUUGAGCAUAAUUCUAUCGGUGGAACGCUCAAAGACUACAUUAUGAGCUUGGGCAUCGUAGAAAAGGCUUUGGAAUAUAUUCGAAGCCAUGCUCCCUGCGUUAAGCCUACCCUGCUGAGAACGGAUUCCGAUGAACUGAAGGAGUUUAUUUCUCGAGCAUCGCUGAAGUACAUUUUGAGAUUCCUUACCGGGCUUGCAACCAAGCACGAGGCAACACAAUUAGCAGUAGCAAAAGAUAUUAUCCCUAUAAUACACCGUUUGGAGCAAGUGUCAAGCGAUGAACAUGUUGGAUCAUUGGCCGAGAAUUUACUGGAAGCUUUGUGUACGGAACCAGCGACUGCGAAGCGUGUUCAGGAAGUUCGCGAUUUUACUCGAGCUGAGAAAAAGCGACUGGCAAUGGCAACUCGCGAGAAGCAGCUGGAUGCCCUUGGAAUGCGCACAAACGAAAAAGGACAAGUUACAGCUAAAGGGUCGAUAUUGUCACAAAUCGAGAAACUGCGUGAAGAAACUGGUUUGGCUUGUUUCAUUUGCCGUGAAGGAUACGCUUGCCAACCGAACAAAGUCCUCGGAAUAUAUACCUUUACCAAGCGCGCAAAUGUCGAGGAGUUCGAGAUGAAGAAAAAAACCGUUGGUUACACUACGGUUACCCAUUUCAAUGUUGUUCACGUAGACUGUCACAUGUCGGCGAUCAGAUUGGCCAGAAGCCGUGACGAAUGGGAAAGCGCCUCGCUACAGAAUGCCAACACUCGCUGCAAUGGGCUGCUCCCACUCUGGGGUCCAGACGUUAGCGAAUCGUCUUUCUCAUCGUGCAUGGCGCGUCACAACAACUAUAUGCAAGAGUCAACUCAACGAUGCGAGAUCACUUUCAGCAGCUCUAUUCAUGAUUUGAAACUUUUGCUGUUCCGAUUCGCCCAGGAAAAGAGUUUCCAUGAUGACGCCGGCGGUGGUGGGCCUCAAUCCAACAUGCAUCUUAUCCCGUAUCUAUUAUUCUACAGCUUGUAUACUCUGCUAUCAUCUCGUUCCUAUUCUCGGGAGGAAAUGCUUCUUAGCGCGUACAUAACUCACAAGCCAUCGGAUCGUUGGUUAGAAUGUGCCUAUGAAGCAGAAGGCCCUCAAUACUUGAUUGCGAUGUCAUUGGCAUUGCACACACCCGGCAUAUGGAACCGUAACAAGUUAGCCCAUCUGAAACGCCUCAUCACUAUUGGUCAUGCUCGACACGUGAGUCCGAACACAAUCUGCAAAUUUAUUGCUCCCAACGAUAAAUCCCAGAAGGACUACAGCGUCUACAAACCAUACCUCAUGCUGUGGAGUUUGGUGGAUUUGAUCUACAAGAACUACUUCCGCACUGUGACUACUCCAAAGGAUGAAGACUGGCCCAUUUCAUUGUUCGAUUACAUUCGUCGGAACGACGAGGCAAUGCUGAAGAAUGCUGACGGUACUUUGGAGACGUUUACUGACGAGUAUCUACCGUGUACUUCUUUCGGGGAAUUUUGCGAUGUUGCGGGAUUACUUGGUGAUAUUGACGAUCCAGACGGUUGGAUGGAUGAAUUGUUGCAGUCUCUACCAUCACCGGGAUCUGCAGCUCCGUCUGGUGGAGCGGCACCAUCUACCAGUACUGGUGCUGGUGCUUCCUCUGGGACAGGAGGCAAUUCAUCGUCGACUGCUUGAGCUUGGCAUGAACUGUUGUCUUUCGAUAAUGACGUCGAUGAUGACGAUGAUUGGUGAUGGUGAAUUAUUUGAUACAUACUAAUCAGCUAUAUAACAUGUCGCGUUCUUGUGCUUCGCACCUAUAUUAAAACUAGCAAUCCAUACUACCAUCGGAAAUAUAAAUGCAAGAUGGACUUAUUUAACAAUGUGAGCAAGGCUCGUUCAAAUACAACAUACAAACUUAGUACUGAUUUGUUACAAUAUAUGCAACUAAAUAAUAUCUUAAUUAUAGUAAUACUUCAUGUGUGUCUAUGCAAAUUAAAAAUUGAUUCAGCAAUAA
Molecule: messenger RNA, 16438 nt
Organism: Wyeomyia smithii (pitcher-plant mosquito)
Lineage: Eukaryota; Metazoa; Arthropoda; Insecta; Diptera; Culicidae
Gene: poe
Product: protein purity of essence
Exons: 9
Coding region: 7-16119 (5370 amino acids)
Molecular function (GO): protein binding; zinc ion binding
Source: RefSeq, a predicted model, not a curated record